Solea solea (common sole) is the source of this 1175-nucleotide messenger RNA. Its product is annotated as gamma-glutamyl hydrolase-like. NCBI's taxonomy places the organism in Eukaryota, Metazoa, Chordata, Actinopteri, Pleuronectiformes, Soleidae. Bases 201 to 1139 code for a protein of 312 amino acids. The transcript has 9 exons. Gene Ontology annotation, molecular function: gamma-glutamyl-peptidase activity. Gene Ontology annotation, cellular component: vacuole. Gene Ontology annotation, biological process: tetrahydrofolylpolyglutamate metabolic process. The record is from RefSeq and is a predicted model, not a curated record.
GAACGGCUGUUACGUUGCGUGGUUGUCAUGAAGAACCGGUCUGGGCCGCGUGUUACCUUGAGGGCAUAGUUACAUUCCCGACACUCAGCUUGGGUGUGUGAUUGGCAUCAGAAGUGUAGCACAGAAGCAAGAACCGAACCAAAUGCUGUGGAAAUUCUUCUUGGAAUCAUUAGCUGCAUCUGAGCGGACGUGUUGUGUCGAUGGAGGCGCUAAGACGAUCGGUGAGAAGCUUCAAGUUCCAAAACCAGUUGUGUUUGCGAUUUAAAUCCUCAGCCAAGAGAAAUGACAGACCCGUCGUCGGUGUCAUGGCUCAAGAACUUACUUUUCCCAAACCGAACCGGACGUCUUACAUGUAUGCCUCUCAUGUGAAAUUCCUGGAGUCGGGGGGAGCGAGAGUUGUCCCUGUCAUGAUAAACCAGACUGUGGAGGAGUACGAGAGACUGUUCAACUGCAUCAACGGGGUCCUCUUACCGGGCGGACCCGUUUGCCCCAUGUCAUCUGCUUACGCGAGGUCUGCAAAGAUCUUUUAUGAGCUUGCUAUCGAGGCGAAUAAGAAAGGCGACUAUUUCCCCGUGUGGGGCACCUGUCUGGGAUUACACAUGCUGUCUUAUCUGACAAGUGGAGAAGACUUACUGAUCGUGACCAACACAAAGGGUGUAUUAUUGCCUCUGACCUUCACUGAUGAUGCCAAAAAAAGCCCGAUGUUCAGGGGCUUCACAGAUGAACUCAUGAAAGAACUGGCCUCUGAGCCGCUGUCACAACACGCACACAAGUGGAGUCUGGCGUUAUCUACGUUCAACUCAAAUGAGAAACUGAAGAAGUUCUACAAAGUUCUGACCACGAAUAAGGACGGAGAAGUUGAGUUUGUUUCCACAAUGGAAGCGUAUGAUUACCCGAUUUAUGCGAUUCAGUGGCACCCAGAAAAAAAUGCAUUUGAAUGGACAAAGCCUGCUAUUGCACACUGUCCCUCAGCAGUCAAGACCACGUUCCACAUAGCAGAGUUCUUUGUUGGCGAAGCCAGAAAGAACUUCCACAGAUUUGAAUCAGAGGAGGAGGAGAGGAAAGCGUUGAUAUACAACUACUCUCCUGUGUACACUGGGCCUGUGUCUGGCUUUGAGCAAACCUAUUAUUUCUGCUGAUCACAAUGGAAAUAUUACAAUAAAACAGUGUUAAAU